This is a messenger RNA of Dichotomopilus funicola, 330 nucleotides long. RefSeq lists its product as uncharacterized. The coding region runs from base 1 to 330 and encodes 109 amino acids. The transcript has a single exon. Lineage: Eukaryota; Fungi; Ascomycota; Sordariomycetes; Sordariales; Chaetomiaceae. The record is from RefSeq and is a predicted model, not a curated record.
AUGCCCAACCAUCUAGACGUACAGAUCAGGGAGAUCCCGAAGACCAUCGAAGGCCACAUCUUCAAGGCCACUCUGCACUUCAAGGGUAUGCUGAUCUGGGGACCCAUCUCAUGCCACGACAAUGUCGUUCUCCUGAUGCAAGCGAUCCGCGAUGGAGACCCCCGUUUUGAAUUUCACCUUGAGAAGAAGGAACACACGGUGGAAGGCCACACCAGACAGAUCAUCGUCAAGGUCGACGGCGUAGAGCUGGAGAGGCUCUCGGUGCACGACAACAUGGAUCAGAUGGUCGAGCAGAUCCACCUCAUGCAGGAACUCUACCCUCAGCUCUAG